GAUGAGUCCAUUUACCAUUCCUUGCAUUUCCUUCAAGAUCUGCCAUACAUAGGCGUAAUUGAUUUGAUAUUCGGUCGAAAAAAUAACAAGAAUGAGGUCAUUGAAUUAUUGCUGGGAGUCAAAAUGUUUGAAAACACCUAACAAUGGAGGAGUCUUUCGGGUUAACAUGGGAGGACUCCACGACUGUUGUUCAGGCGGAGGAGGUGAUCUGCGGCAUUGAGAACGAGAUCCUCCCGGCAGAAACAGAAGAAUUUACUGGCGUCUCUGAGGGAGUAACAGAAGAGGUCGUACAGGAAACACCCGAGAAUGGACAGGGUGAUGUACCGGUGGAAAGAAUUAUGUAUCUCACAGAUGGAAAUGUGCUAGUCAUGCAGGAGACUGCCGAACCCGAGUACCAGGAACAGCUGAUGGUUUCAGAGGAGAUUAUUACAGAACAGUGGGGAGAGAGCUGCCCAGAAGAAAUAGUGGUGGGUUCAGAGGAAGCCGUUGGCGGCACGGAGGAACAAUCUCAGGAGGACUGUGACAUUCCCCUGCCCACCGACCAAGAUGAGUACACGGCUGCCAGACCAUACCCCUGCGACUUUUGCAGUCGUCGGUUCCGAAAGAAAGCCAACCUGAUGAACCACAUGGUGGCUCAUCAGACAGAUAGGCCUCACGGUUGUAAUCUGUGUGGGGUACGUUACAUUAGGAAAUGUGAUCUGAUGAACCACCUCAAGAUCCACGCCUACAUACCUGAGGCCGACGGGCUAGAGGAGGAAGAUAUGCAGGCCUUGGAGGAUUCCUCUGAUGCCGAGAAGGCCAGGAAGAGGGGGAAGGCCCCACAGAAGAGGCGGAGGAAGAAUAAGGUGAAGGAGGAAUAUGAUUCAUUUGAAGGAGACGACACAGUCGCUUCCAGUUCCCGUUCUUACAACUACGUAGAUGAAGACAUGAAAUUGAUGGAGCAGAUGGAGAAUAAUAGCAAAGCCGAAUACACCGAGUACAUCCCCGAGGAGCAGACCGAAAUGAGGUACCCUGUAACGGAUCCGAGGAAACCCUUCGUCUGCCAGCACUGUGGCAUUGGUUUUGCUCGAGAGAAGGCCAUGCUUUCACACACCCGAGUCCAUGCCGAGGGCGACAGUCCUUUCGAGUGCCAGAAGUGCGGCGAGAUGUUUUGGGACCCUGUUCAGAUGCGUGAACAUGCCAAGCAGAAGCACGGGGACGUGGAGGACUUUGAUGAUGAUGAGGACGAGGACUAUUCGGAGGAGGAAACCAAAUAUGGAACAUUCUACUGCACGACCUGCGGCCUGUCCUUUCACCGGCAGGACAAUCUGAGACGCCACCAGCGUGUCCAUAUCAAGGAGGAGUUUGUGAACGAACACGAGUUUGGCCAUAUAUGCAACGUCUGCGGAGAAUCCUUCCAGGAGGCUCUCGAUUUGUUGGCCCACGCAGAGGUGCAUGCUAGGGGAACGGAGCAUCGGUGCAUGAUUUGCGGGGAGAGCGGAGCCGAUGAAAAUGCUGUCGCUGUCCAUGUUCAGGCAAAGCAUGGCAAGAGCCUGCCGCCCAACACCUGCAUGCUGUGCGGCCGGACGUGCAAGGACCGUCGCACCCUCCUGAAACACUCCUGGGAGCACUCGAAGGAGAAGAUGUUUGCGUGCAGCAAGUGCGCCAAGACCUUCCACAACAAGGCUAGGCUGAAAAGGCACAUGCUUUCGCACAGGAACAAAGUGGUGACCUGCGAUGUGUGCGGAGAGGAUUUCCCCGACGGAAGGUCGCUCAUGAAUCACCGGCACAGCCACAGUAGCGUCUCGGGCAGGCAGUUCCCCUGCAGGGAAUGUGGCAAGACGUUUGGAUCGAGAAGCUCGCAGCAGAUUCACAUAAGGAUUCAUACGGGCGAGAGGCCUUAUGGCUGUCGAUUCUGCUGGAAAGCAUUCGCGGACGGCGGCACGUUGCGCAAGCACGAGCGCAUCCACACCGGCGAGAAGCCUUACGCUUGCGCCGUCUGCCCCCGAGCAUUCAAUCAACGGGUGGUCCUAAGAGAACACAUCCGCUCUCACCACUCGGGCCCCGACCCUAAAUAUACCCACAGCAUGACGCCUUACUGCUGCUCCGUCUGCUCAGACAUGUUCGCUACGUCCCAGGACCUCAUCCUGCAUCUAAUCCAUCACUGCGACAUGAACACCGCCAUGAAACGGCAGCCCCAGGUGGGCCCCAGGAAGUACAAACGGAGGAGGAAGCUGAAGCCGCACGAGCUUGAGCUGAUUUCAAACCGCAUAGAGGAAGACGACAACGAUAAUAUGGACGGCAUGGAGGAGACUUUCACGGAGAGCGACGAGGAACGUGACAGGAGGAAGAGGACUCCGAGACGGCCAGCUAAAAGGCCUCCCCCUGCUCCCGUCUCGCCCAAGGAUCCGCUGACAGAGACCUACACCGACUUGUACAACAGUUGCUCCUCCGCCAUCGAAAACAUCAACUCGAUAGUCAAUUCCAAGACGACUCCCACUAAGGCGAAACCCAAGAAGUCAAAGGCGGACCAAGCGAUGCCUUCCAGACCCAAGAUGAUUCACACGCAAAAGACGAGGGUAGCGGUGGAAACAGGGGAAGACGGUAGGGUGAGGCACAAAACUAAGACGUUGAUCACAAGGACGCAGCCUGCUGAAAUUAAGUCUGCCACAGGAGAGAGAAUAAGGCCCAGAACGAAAAACGUCAGCUACCACGUCCUGCAGACCGAGAAAUUACCGCUGGCCACUUUCCCCGAGCCUGACAAGGACGCCCAGCAGGCCGUCGAGAACCUACUGAAGGUGGAGCAACCCACAGAGGAAGCCAACCUGGCCGAGCACAGCAACGGGGUAAUAUACAUGGACCAGGUGGAGCAACCACCCGACGUGGCCGCCGAGCAGACCGUGGAGAGCGAAGAACCCGUGCCUGUCAGUAUCGUAGAGAUUAAGAAGCGGACGAGGAGCUCCAGCAACAGUCUCAAACCCGGCCGCCACAUAAUCGGUCCCGGAAGCAAGGUGAGGCUAGUGAAGGAGGGUAUGAUCGUCUCCAAGGUGAAGAGCAACAAGAAAUCAGACGAGAGCGAGGUAGAAUCGAUCCUCCCUGACGUGACUAGCACUCCGUUAACUAUUAAGGAGGAGAUAAUACAGCACUCAAUCAAGCAGGAGAUAAUGGAUCCCAGUCCGCUGCACGAGCUGGCAGAGAUUUCGAUGCAACACGCCAACGCUACAGCGAAGAGUCUCUUUAAGUGCGAGAUGUGCAGCGAGGUGUUCUCCGACAGGGCCCAGCUGCUGGUGCACGUGCCUAUACACAUUUGAUGUUAAGUUUCGGUGACGAGCAGUCCACAAUUCGGUUUCGAGGCCAGCGGUCGGGGGAAAAAUUACGUCUAACUCACAGCUAAAACUUCGGAUGUCUGAGGAGCGUUGAAGAUGAACGUUUCUUGUUUUAAAGGUAAAAAUUUACCGAUAUACUUUAUAUAUUUUUCUUAACAGUAUCAUGAAUGUUUGCUUUUAUUUAUAUUAAGAAAAAAUAUUUUUCGAGUUACAAUUUCGGUUGAAUUUUUAAAAAAUAUUCUAAAACGUUUGGCAUACCUGUAAGGCAUUGCUUAUUAUUCCACAUUAAAUUUCGUCGAUAUGAUUCCGUAAAAGAAAAUCUAAUUUUCCGUCUCGGGAAACUCUGUCGAUGAUUAACAUUAGCUGUGAGUUGGUCUGAUUUUGGCUACGACCCGGCAGUGUGAGUAAAUUAUUUGGAAUCCUUGGGAUUUGCGACGGACUUACCCUUUCGCCAGUGAGUAAUUGUGUAAAUUUGUAACGAACCACUAAUUAUAAAUAAUAUACAUAUUAUAUAUACAUUUAGUUUUAAACUUAAUAAUUGAUUAGAAACAUUUGUCUAUAUUUUUAUAAUAAUUUCCCUUGUUUCCAGCACGAAGCGAGGGUCUGUUUAAAGCGUUUUACUUUUAUAGAUGUCAUAGUUUUAUUCUACUUUAUGUUAAAGUAAAUACAAGAGCCGUCGAGUUGUUUGUAUUUUAAUCACGUCUUAUCUGUAAAUACUUAUAGAUGUGGAGCCGCACUCUUAGAUAUAUUUGCUCCCCCCUUGCUGUAAUCUUGAUGGAAAUAAAUAUUUGGUUAGGU
Anoplophora glabripennis (Asian longhorned beetle) is the source of this 4103-nucleotide messenger RNA. Its product is annotated as zinc finger protein 33A. The record is from RefSeq and is a predicted model, not a curated record. The transcript is spliced from 7 exons. Bases 144 to 3290 code for a protein of 1048 amino acids. NCBI's taxonomy places the organism in Eukaryota, Metazoa, Arthropoda, Insecta, Coleoptera, Cerambycidae.